Messenger RNA from Carcharodon carcharias (great white shark), 2104 nucleotides. It is a transcript of the gene spring1, whose product is annotated as SREBF pathway regulator in golgi 1. The transcript is spliced from 5 exons. Gene Ontology annotation, biological process: positive regulation of SREBP signaling pathway. The coding region runs from base 144 to 761 and encodes 205 amino acids. The record is from RefSeq and is a predicted model, not a curated record. NCBI's taxonomy places the organism in Eukaryota, Metazoa, Chordata, Chondrichthyes, Lamniformes, Lamnidae.
UUGUCUCUUGUUUCUGAGCGGAGGGGGCAGCGCUGGCUCGACGGCGGUGGCCGGGGCCGGCCGGAUCCAGGCGAGCGAAUCGCUGAUCGGGAGCCGGCGAUUGCAAUGAGUUGGGGUUGGUAGUGCGGAUCAGAGUGGAGCCGAUGGUGCAGUGUUUCUCUAUGGUGUGGCGCAAGGUGCUGAGGAAGCGCUGGGUCCUCGCCGUGGUGUUCGGCCUUUCACUCAUCUACUUCCUGAGCAGCACCUUGAGACAGGAGGAAAGAACAGUACUUGACCGAAACUUGUUGCAGCUUCGAGGUUCCCAGCGACCGAUUGUGUGGAAAGUGCGGUUCAACCUUGGGAACAGCAGCAGGCUAUAUACACAGUGUCGAAACUCUAUCCAGGGUAAACUGCUAAUUACAGAUGAACAGGGCUAUGUGUGUGAGAGGAAAGACUUACUUGUGAAUGGCUGCUGCAGUGUAAACACACCUAGUACAAAAUUAUAUGCAUGUGAUACCUGCCUGCCCAAUGACUGCUGUACUGUGUAUGAGUACUGUGUCUCCUGUUGCCUACAACCAAAUAAGCAACCUCUAUUGGAACGUUUCCUGAACAGGGCUGCAGAAGCCUUCCAGAACCUGUUUACAGCAAUUGAAGAUCACUUUGAGCUCUGCCUGGCAAAGUGCAGAACAUCAUCUCAGAGUGUUCAACAUGAAAAUAACUACAGAGAUCCUGCUGCAAAAUAUUGCUAUGGAGAAGAUCUGCCAGAGCUACUUCCACUUUAACCUAUGUUAUUAAAAUAGCCAUCAUGACCAAACUUUGUACAAACCUCACUGUGGAAGGAUUGCAGAAGUUUUGUUAAAAUAUGAGGAAACUACAGUAACUUUGUUUUUUACAUCAUUAUUUAAUAUUUAUUUUGUUUCAACUUUUGAACUGUCUUGAUGGCAGCAAUCAAGGUGACCAAAUGCAAAACAAUACUCUUCCAAAUUAGUAAUUAGUGCUAUGCUCAAUAUUGCAGCCUUUGCAGACAACUGCCAGCAACUAAAGAAUCAUCAGCUACACUAAUUACAGUUUAUUUGCAUAUUUGGAAAUUAAUUUGUGCAAGAUAUGUAAAUAUAUGCAUAUGUUUAUCAAAACAAAGAUGUACACAACAGUUGAUUUAUGAGCAGUUCAGGCUUUCUGCUUGCUUGAAUAUGUCUUACCUGUUCAUAAAGGAAUAUGAUCAUAUGAUAGAUGGAACCACGUUAAGGUUGGUAGUCCUGUUUUGAAUACCAGUAAAGCAUGAUAUUUGAUGCAGCAAAAUUGAAUUGUUUAGUUAAAUAUAAACUGCAAGCAUUUGAGAUUGCUAAGAUUAGGUUAUCUUCACUCCAAUCUAAAGAGAAAUGUUGUGUUUUUGCCUUUAUGUUGGGAACAUACCUUCAGUAAAGAUGUGACUUCUUAUUUGAGCUACAAAAACUAAAAAUUAAAAUGAUACAUUUGUAAGCUCUGGUCCAAGCUCCAAAGAAUAUUGUACUCACUAAUUCACGAAAGAUAAGAUGAAAAUUGAAAGGAACAUUUCCUGCACUAUAGAUAAAACAAACAAAAAAGAAAAAGAGCUUAUUUGAGUUUCCUGAUCACCUCUUGAAUAAGGCAGUGUUAUAGAAAGAAAAGUUGAUAACCUGUAGCAUUUAGAUGGUGAGAAAACAAGCCUGUUCAUUACAACAACCUCGGUUUUUAAGAAAAUAAGCUAUCCUUUAAUGAAUACUUGAGGUUGAAAGGCAUUUGUCAUGCAUUAUUUUCUUUCAUUUGAAAGAGUCUCUAGGCAGAUGAGCCAAAAGUAUUAAUGAAUAAAAUAUGUUAAAAUAUGAGGCAGCAUUGUUUGUGCUUUUUUUGUUUCAUAUGGUUGUGCAUUAAACACAAGUUAUAAUGUAGAGUGUUUUUUUCCCCGAGGGCUAAAGAAUAAAUCAUGUGCUUUCAUUUUUUUGUUCUUUUAUAUUCAAUGUUUCUGUUAACUUAAUAUAAGCUAACUUAAUUUGUGUAUGGGAAUGAGUGUAAAUGUAACUGAGAGAUGUAUGUUAUUGAUGUCAUGCAAUGGAAUAACAUCCUAAUAAAGAACAAAUGUAGUGGAUAACAUUUUUAACAUUAACUC